AUCAGUAAGCAACAGUAUGCAAAGUGCAACACAAGCACACUGGCUGGGGCUCAAAUCCAGGAAGUAAACACUCUGCUCUAAUCCGUCUGUUUCACGCACACUGAGACCCGGCACAUUAAGAACACAAAGCAGGACGCGAAAAGACGAACAUCAUGAAGAUUGCAUCCUUUAAUGUCAGGCGUCUUGGCUUGAGUAAGCUGUCAGAUGAGAAUAUCUUAAAAUACCUCAUUAAGAUUGUGUCUCGCUAUAGCAUCAUUGUGAUCCUUGAAGUAGUGGACAAGACAGGAAAGGCCAUGGCUAAAUUCCUGCGCAAGCUGAACAGCACAGGCAUUAACAAGAAGCAUCCUUACAGUAUGGAACUGAGUUCCAGCCUGGGCCGCUCACUUUACAAGGAACAGUUUGCGUGUCUCUAUAGACCAGACCAAGUCCAGCUGACUGACACAUACCAAUAUGAGGACAACCAGGAAGGAGACGAGGACGCCUUCUCACGAGAGCCCUUCAUUCUGCGUUUCCAUUUACCUGACAGAAUGAUAAAUGACCUGGUACUGAUCCCAGUCCACACAAAGCCCACAGACUCAGAGAAAGAAAUAGACGAGCUGUAUGAUGUGUGCAUGGCUGUCAGGAAGAAAUGGGAGACUGAUAAUAUAAUGAUCCUGGGCGACUUUAAUGCUGAUGGUGCGUACGUCUCCAAGAAGAAGAUGAAGAACAUCAGGAUCCGUACUGACAGUGACUUUCACUGGCUGAUAGGGGACGAUGUGGACACCACAGCCAGCCUGUCCAAUGACUAUUCUUACGACAGGAUUGUGGUGUACAAGGACGAGACGUUGAAGGCAGUAGUGCCGCAUUCAUCGAAACCCUUUAACUUCCAAAAGGCCUUUAAGCUGUCAGAGGAAAAGGCUCUGGAGAUUAGUGAUCAUUACCCAGUGGAGGUGAGCCUGAAGAAGAAAACUGUAAAGAAACCCAGGGGCCAUUCAAAGGAAGUGAAACGUAAAGCAAGCUAAUUUGAAGUAACAUAUGAAGACUUAUUCACAAACGCACAAGUGAAGAAACCAUUAUUCAUUUUUCCACAGUAACAGGGACUCUCAAGAAUGAAAUAUUUUGAAUAAUGUCAUGUAUGGUGUAUGCUGCAUUUAGUAUAUGGGACAGAAUACAGACAAACAAUGAGAUUCAGAGGCAGCUUUUUGUGCACAACAGAUAAAGACACAUUUCCUUAUUCAAUUAAUGAUUAACUCUUAGGAUGUUACUGUAUAUAUUUUUAUUACUGCGUGUUGAAACAAUGUCUAUUAUUCUAUUGUUGCUUGUGCUGGGUAAGUGUGAUUAUGUGCAUAAGAAUUUUAAACAGUUUGUUUGACAGACAUGACAAAUAAAACUGAAUUUGAAAUUGAAA
Pangasianodon hypophthalmus (striped catfish) is the source of this 1387-nucleotide messenger RNA. It is a transcript of the gene dnase1l4.2, whose product is annotated as deoxyribonuclease 1 like 4, tandem duplicate 2. Gene Ontology annotation, cellular component: nucleus. The transcript is spliced from 9 exons. Gene Ontology annotation, biological process: DNA catabolic process. The record is from RefSeq and is a predicted model, not a curated record. Gene Ontology annotation, molecular function: DNA nuclease activity. NCBI's taxonomy places the organism in Eukaryota, Metazoa, Chordata, Actinopteri, Siluriformes, Pangasiidae. The coding region runs from base 153 to 1001 and encodes 282 amino acids.